Trichogramma pretiosum is the source of this 9122-nucleotide messenger RNA. It is a transcript of the gene l(3)psg2, whose product is annotated as serine/arginine repetitive matrix protein 2. The transcript is spliced from 18 exons. The coding region runs from base 237 to 8396 and encodes 2719 amino acids. Gene Ontology annotation, molecular function: guanyl-nucleotide exchange factor activity. The record is from RefSeq and is a predicted model, not a curated record. Lineage: Eukaryota; Metazoa; Arthropoda; Insecta; Hymenoptera; Trichogrammatidae. Gene Ontology annotation, cellular component: cytoplasm.
CAUUGCUAUUCUGUUGCCACAGUAAAGUAAGUGGAUGAAUGUGUGUGGAUAAACAAGGUUAUGAGUCUGCAUCCUAUACCCGAGUCAAUCGAGAUAGGAAAAUAAGAAAAAUAAUAAUUUUGUGAUGCUGCGGUGCAGUUUUUUGACUUGGCAAUCGCCUAUUAUUAUUUUCUCCUGUUGAUUGAUGACAGAGUGAGAGAUAUUCGUGAUCAGUGCCGGGAGUAAGUAUUUACAACAUGGACACUGCACCUUCAGAAUCUUUGGACCCUCCUUUGCCACCAGCAACAAAUUUUAAGCCUGAAGAUGUAGAGCCUCCAGAAACACCCGACAGUACUACAGGAACAGGCAGUGACUCUUUUAAGUCAGAAAGUCCAAAAGUAUCAAAACCUGUUCUAGGCAAAAUUCAGGCAAAAAAAAGGUUAAUGGCAUUUGCCAAUAAAUUUGGUCAAGUCACUAAAGUCAAUAAAUUAAUUCCAAAACCAGAUAGAAUUAAAAAGCAAGAAAAAGUAUUGGCAAUUGAAGAAAUUGUUAGGGAGGAGAAUAAAUGCAGGCAAGCUGCGCAAGAAGCAAGAGAUCUUAAUGUAAAAAGUAUAAUGGAAGAACGAAAAGCAAGAGAAAUGAGAGAAGAAAGGAAAAUGGAUGAACCUUCAAGGGGUUCAGCUCAUAAAAGAGACAGGGAAAGACGAAGAAGUCGUGAUAAAAAAUCACGCAGUAGAUCAAGGGAUAGAACUCGAUAUAAUAGAAGAUCUUCACCUGAUGAUGAUCAUUAUAAAAAAAGGAACAGAGAUAAAGGAGACAGAAGAGAUAGAAAAAGUAGAGGUGACAAACGAGAUCAUUCUAGAUCUAGGCAUGAAGAACCAAAGCAAAAGAAUUCAGAUUCUAAAUCAUCAGAAAAAAGACGUUCUGAGUCAAAGUCAAAAGAUUCAAAAGAUUACCGCAAAAAGGCAGAUGAUCAAAAGCACGAUGUUAGUAAAAGUAGUGAAGAAUUAGAUAAAAGUAAAUCUGCCGAAAUUUCAUUGUAUGAUGAAUCUUUUGAAAAAGAUAUUUGCAAACCAGAAGUUUUGAAAAGUAACAAAACAGAAAAAAUAGAAGAAAAUAAGGAACAUCUCCACCAAGAACCUGAAAAGGCUGAAGUAAAUAAAACAGAUGAUGAAGAAAUCCAAAAAGAAGAUCAUAAAAUUAGCAAACAAGAAAAAAAUGACGAUGAAAAACAACAUAUUGAAAAAAUUAACAAAAUAAAUAGAACAGAACAAAAUAAAAAUUCCGAUGAUGAAACAGCAAAGGAACUUAAAUUGGAUACAUCGAAAAAAGACCCAAAAAUUAGUUCUUCUAGAAAAGAAGAAACCAAACUCGAGAAAAAUAAAAAAGAAGAUAUCAAGCCUGAAUCAAGUCGACGAGAAGAGUCUAAAUCCGAGUCAAAGUAUGACGAAGAUCGAGAGGAUAUGAAAAACAAAGUUGACGACGAUUUCAGUAAACGAUCGGUAUCCAGAGAUCGAAAAUUAGAUAGAAUUGAUAUUAAAGAAAAAAGAGAAGAACCGCGAAACAAAAUUCAUCGAGAUAGAGAACGAGAGAAGGAUAAAAUAAGAGACAUUCGAGAAAGAGAACUGUUGAGAUGUAGAAAUUGGGACGAUUUCAGAAAAUAUGGUUUCUUAAUCGAUGACGUUGGAUAUAUUAGGCGCUCUGACUAUGGAGAUAAUAUGAAUAAACUCAGAACUGUUGAAGAUUAUAAUGAGUGUUUGGAGCAAAUGUUAAUGAUAUCUGAUAAUCGACAGUACCGAUACCCAUUUCUUGCUGAAAGUUCAAAUGGUCAAAAGGAAUUUCCGCCUGAAUCAAUAAAAUUAACUAAAACUAAACCACCUGUUUUAUAUUCAGAGAAACCAAGUUUUCUCGAUCGUCAAUUUAUUCUUAAGGUCGUGUCUCCACCUAGACGAGAAAAAAUGGAAGACAUUUGUGAAGCUACUCAAAUUAGGAUUAUAACAUCUGAAAGAGAGGAAGGACACCAUGAGCGAUUAUGGUACAAAACCAUGGAUCCAUCCAAAUCUAUCAGUACUCGUACUUCGAUCGAUGUGCCAUCAUUUCCUCGUUCCAAGUGGGAUAGCGAGAAUGAAUCAAAUGACGAAGAAGCGGUUGACGAUAACGUGUUCGAAGCUAAUCCUUCUACUAAAGAAGUUACGGCUCAAUCAGAACACAAAUCUUUAAUCAAGCCUGCUGCUGUUGAAACAAAGUUACCAUCAGAAGCAUUUGAAUCCGAAAAAAUGGAAAUUGAAGAAGAAAAAGAACUAAAAGUAAAAGAAUCAAUAGAAGAAAAUGAAAGAGAAUCAGAGGAACGUGUUACCAAAAAAUCCAAAAAGUCUAAAUCCAAGAAGUCUAAUUCACCAACGUUGAAGAAAAAAGAUAAAUCUCCACACAAAAAGCAUAAAGACCAUAAAGUUAAACGCGAAAAACAUCAUAGUCGCGAAGAUAAACAUCACCAUGGACAUCGUCACAAUAAGCACAAAAAACAUUCAACGGAACCUUCUCCGCAAAAGGAAAGAGACUCAAAAUCGAGAUCACCAUCUCCAGAAGUCGAGGAAAUGUUAGUGUCUCCUUUGCAUACAGAACAUGAGAGUGGAGAAAUAAUCCAGCCAUUGGACACAAACAAACUCAAUUCACCUGCUAUUGAUGGACAGGAUAACAAGCUUGUUUCAGAAUAUGAACAGUUUAUGAAAAUGUUAACUGUUAAUGGUGAAAAAGGUAAAGGUUCUCCUGCUAGCUUCUAUGAAUUUAGUUUAGAAGCAAAAGUCUCGAAAGAAUCAGUAGGUUCUCCAAUGAAUCCUAAUAUUAUUUCUCAAUCCAUCGUUGAUACCGUUAGUGAGAAAAAAAAAGAAAAAUCUGAACUAAAAACAGAUAAGGAAAAGAAACACAAACAUGACGAAGCCAGUAUAGAUGAAAAAUCAUCGAAAAAACAUAAAAAGAAGAGGGAUAAAAGUUUGGAUAAAAACGAAAAACUGAUAUCAAUUGAAACUAAAGAAAAGUCAAAGAAGACUGAUAAAUUGAAACAUAUGGACGAAAAUGAAGAAACACCAAUUCGUCUCGAAAAAUCGCCCGUGCUUCACCAAAAAUCAGAUAAUUUAGAAAAUGAUUCCGAAACUGAUCACUUAAUUAAGUCAAAUGAAGUGGAAAUCAACCAUAAAAAUAAAAAUGAUAAUGGCAAUCAAGAUGACGGUAGUGAUAAUUCUCACUCAGUCCCUAGUGAUUGGGAAAGGAUGAAAAUUAAAGUUGAAAGAAGCAGUGACGAUGAAGAAGAAGACGAAAAAUCAACGUCAAAACGCAAGUCCAAAAAAAUUAAAAGGAAACGCAAGUUGAGCGUGAGCAGUGAAUCGAGCGAAUCAAGCUCGGAUUCCGAAGACGCAAAAGUAAAACGCAGAAAGCGUCGUCGCAAACGUGGCAAAAAACAAUCAACUAGCGAGUCCGAAAGCAGUGAGAGUAGUAGCGAUGAUUCUAGCUCGAGUUCGGAAGAAGUUAGAAAGAAGAGACGUCGCAAGUCCGAUAAAAAGAAGAAGAAGAAGAAGAAGAAGAUGAAGAAGUUGAGCAAACGUCAGAAACGCAAGCGUAAGCGCAAGCACAGCAGCAGCGAUUCCAGUGAUUCGAGCGAUUCCGAUACAAAAGCUCCGAAGAAAAAACGCUCUCGCAAACUUAAAGAUAAGAAGAAGAAAAAGAAGGCCGAAAAGGAGAGCAAAGAAGUUCGAAGUGACAAGAGUAAAAAAGUUGAAAGUAAAAAACACAAAUCGCUGAAAUCGAAUGAUGAAUCGAAGAAAAAAUCUGGCAAAAGUUCUAAGAAAGAUGACAUGUCAAGUAGCGAAAAGAGCACUAAACAUCUAAAAAAUUCAUCGGCCAACGAAGAAGAUUCUAAUUCUGAUUGGGAUAAAACGAGUACGAAUAAUCAUUCGGUAGAAGAACAAAUUGAAGAACCGAAAAUUAGAGAAGUUUCCGAAGAAUCAAAUAAUUCACAAGAAACUAAAAGCAAAAAUGUGCCAGAAGAACGAAAAGCAUCUAAAUCCCCAGAAGAAAUAAAAGAUAGCAGUAGUAAAGAUAAAGUUGAUCCAAAUGAAUCAGAGGUUCAGAAGGAAGAAGUAAAGGAUGAAUCUCGGAAAACUUUUGAAGCUGACUGGGAUUCUAGAGACUCUAAAGCCGAUGAAAAAAUGGCCAAGCAUUUUGCCUUAAGUAAAGCAACGGGUGAAAAUUGGGUUAAUACUGAUUUCCACUCUCUGAACGUUUUAUCCUUGAAACAAUAUGAGUUUCAACGCCCGAACAAUGAUGAAAUAUUUGCUAACGAGUGGGAUGUGGAUAGCCUCGAAGCUUCGGAAACUCUGGCUAAACGAGAAUCGGCUAAAAAGCAAGUAAAGAAGACUAAAAUUGAGGAAUUGAAGUAUGAUCAUGCGAGUGAAAUGUAUAUUCCAGUUGAAGUAACUCCCGUUAAAGAAAGCAAGAAGAAAAAAGAAAAGAGAAGCAGUACGUUAAGAAUCUGGGAGGAUGAACAGGAAAAUGCAGAUAGGGAGGAAAUGUUACUAAAGGCAAAACAAAGUUCUUCAAAGGAAAUAACAGAAAAAACUUUCGAAGAAAUUGAGAAAAUGGCGGAAGAAACCCUCAGUACGAUUGGAAUAGAUGCCAAACUCAACGUGAGUGUACCGAUCGAAGUUCCUCAACCAGUGCCGCCGCCACCAGCAGAUUGGAAUUUAGUCAAGCAGCCGGAAGAAGAUCAAACAGUAGUCAUUAAUUGGGAAGACGAAGGUAACAUAUGGCCAUCAAGCACGGAACUUUUACCUGCUCCCUUACCAGCACCGAUCCCCAUUGUUACGCCAAAAACUUGUGAUAAUAGCGCCAUUUUUACGAAUUCUUUAUUAGAAACAAUAACUCCUCAUUUUAAAAAAGAGUCGCCGCGAGAAAGCAGCCCGACAGUCGACGACAUCGAGUCUGCGGAAACUUUAAGACAAAAAAUGGAAGAACUUGCCGAGUUAGAGAGGGCUAUAAAUGCAAAUGUGUUCGCUGUUAAAGAUGAGCUAGAUUUAGAAGCUCCGGAAAUUUCUGAAAUCAAAAGUACAAAAGAACUACUCAAUGAUGCGGGAAGUACAAAAUCGAGAGAUUCGUCAUCAUCAAAAAGACGGUUCGUUGACAUUCCUCUUCAACCGCUACCUCCCACAGAUUGGGAAAGCAAACCAACCGCUAUCGAAGAAGCUUCAGAAUUUGGCAUACCAGUAUUGGCUGAGAUAGAAUCGAAACUGGAAACAACGGUUGAUUCCUCUUACAGAGAUGUUUUCCUCGACAUUGAGAAAAUCAAAUAUGAAAGUAAAUUGUUGCAGGAAAAAUCGAUGGAUAGACUACAUGAAGCUGAAGAACCUCGUACCAAACCGGAAGAAGAAAAGAAGGACGAAAAGAAAGAUAUUCUAAAAUUCGUUCCUCAGCAAGUGAUUCUUCCUAAGUCAGAAUCUCUCGAACCAAUCAAACUUGAAAAAAAAUUAAAAGAUGAUUGUAGUGCUAAAAAACUUUCUCCAAGAGCGAAAAGUCCGAUUAAAAAGGAUUACGAGAGUCGUAAAGAAAGUGAAGAUACCCGAGAAAAGAAAGAUCAGAAAAGCUCGAAAUCACGUACGUGGGAUUUCAAAGAAGGUGACAGUCGCAGUGCGAGUGCAAGGAAGAGCAGAAGCCUGAGUAAGAGUCCUAAAAGAAAGAGUGAUAAAUCGAGAAGUAAGCGCGAUAAAAGAGAUCCAAGCCCAGCAAAACAUAGAGAUGAUUCAAAGAAAAGUUAUAGCAAAAGUGAAUCCAGCAGUCGAAGAAAAUCAGACAAUCAUGAAAAAGACCCAGUCAAAAGCGGCAAGCCUUACGAUCCUAUGGAAAUUUUACGUGAAAAGAACUUUGAUCACGAGAGGCGAAGGUCAACAAGAUUGGACGACCCAAAACCACCACCGUCUAGCAGUUACCAAAAAGAUUACGGUUAUGAAAAUAAAAAUCGAUCUCGAGAGACGAGCGUGGAUCGGGAUUACAAGAUGAGACGGAAUCGUAGAAGGAGGGACAGUCGCUCGCCGAGUCCACUGCCGCCCCGACGAGAAAAACGAAAAUCUCCUUUGAGAAAGUCGCCUCCGCCUCGAUUAUCCAGAAGAUCGCCGCUACCGUCGAGGCCGAAGUAUCGUUCUCGUUCACGAUCCAGAUCAUGGACUAGAUCGAGGUCUCGAAGUCGUUCCAGAACACGUUCCAGAAGUAGAAGUAGGUCAAAUUCAAGAACGAGAUACAGGAACCAUGAUCGUUUGGAUAAACUCAGACGGUCUAGAACCAGAUCCAGGACUAGAUCGAGAAGCAGAUCUAGAUCCAGGUCUAGGUCGAGAUCUCGUUCUAGAACCAGGUCAAGAACAAGAUCCAGAUCCUACUCGCCACGACACAGUUACGGUAUGAACGAUCGAUCUCGUCUCGAGGAUAGUUACAGUCGUAUCGAAGGAGUUCCUGCGGCGCACGUCGUCGAGGGCGCCAGACCAGCUCGCCGCCUUGAUACAAUAAUUCAGUUGACCGGCGUGCCUGAUACCACCAGACCCUUACCCGUACCCCAGCAACCUAUUCCUCGUCCCACCGACGCUCCGGUCGCGGGAGAUCCCAGAUCUUACAGGUACGCUGAAACUCAAGCCGAGGGUUCGUAUGAUCAAUACUACCAAACUAGUAGAAAUCUUACUUAUCCAAGGAUUGCUGACGAGCCACCUGAGUCGCCGAAGCGUCUGUCGCUCGACGAUAGGCUUGAACUGGAAUUGGGAAUCAAAAAGUCCUUGGGCAUGGAUACGAGUGCUCCAGCCGGUUACGGAUCACCAACAGUAUAUGCACCAAACUUUCCACCACCGGCUCCUCCACACCAUGGACACUAUCCCUCAAGACAUCCACCCCCUCAAGUGGUUCAGGUCGGUAACGUGCUUCAAGUCGUUCCCAGCGAGUUUCCAGUACGUCCUCCGGAACCUCCACCAACGCCCACCUCUAUCGUCAGAAUCGGUAACGUUUUGCAAGUUGUACCUUCAACGGGCAUGGAUUGGUCGCAGCGAUCGCCUCAACCAUCGCCCGUCGUACGCUACAGUCCAUCUGUCCCACCGCCCAUGUCACCGGCAAGUGUCAUGAGUUCACCGUUACCACCGCAGACCGUUUUGACUAAGCCUCCACCAGUUAAUGUGCCUCCACCUCCAGUUGUUGUCAUUCCUAAUGUACCACCGCCCAUGGUGGCACCAGCGGCAGUGCCGAAAGCUUCCCCAGCGCCCAAAGCUCCUCCUCCAGAACCUUUGCCUCUACCCGUUUACAAUUACGAUGCCAUCUUGGAAGCGCGUCGUGCUGAAAAAGAAGAGCGUAAACGUCAGCGAGAACUCCGUCAUAAGGAAAAAGAACGGCGACGCUUCGAGAGAGCAAAGAGAAGAGCUGAAAAAAUUCUCGGUAAGAGCAAGGUCCUUCCGUGCCUUUUGGAUAAUGAAGAAAUGGAAGAUGAAGGAAAGUUGCAAGAAAACGAGGAAACAGUUGCUUCGAUCUCGACUCAAGCAGUCGAUGCCGAAGACGAAGAAGAGUUUGACGAGGAAGAAGAGGAGGAAGCGCAACGACCUCAGGUGGAAGUCGACGAGGGUGAUAAAGACAAUUCUGUGGUUUCUGCUCUGGCAGCUGAAAAUGAUGCUGACAAUGUCGAAGAAGGCUCGUUACCUAAAACGGACGAUACGUCCAUAAAAAUAUUACCACCUCCAGCAAAAGGAAUUCUAAUUUUACCUGGGUUUGGUAAUCUUUCUAUGACGAAUGGUCUGUUGACUCCAUCGGAAUCUGCACCUGUUAUCGAGGAGGUGCCUGCCCCAGAAACCGAAGCAGAGACAUCCAUAACAUCGAAGAGUGCUAAAAGUAUCAGAAUGAAAAAGGCGGUUCAGUUUGCCGAUGGAAUAAAGCCUGGAGAAGGUACAAGUCCCAGCGGUGGCGAAGGUGACAUGCCAUCGCCACCACCUCCUAACUCAGCGCUUGCUCAAAGUGAAUUGGGCUUAGACAUGCCAAGUAAACUGCGAUUACGAAAAUUGCGGAAAAAGCAAAAGCGCGCCAAACCACAGAAGAUUAAAAAGAAAGUCAAGGUCAAGGUGAUUAAGGUGAAGCCAGUAAAAUCAGCACCCGUGUUGGAAGAUGAUUCGGACGACUUGGAUGACCGCUCGCCGCCUCCUCCUCCGCCAGGUUCACCGCCACCACCGCAUCUAUGGCCAGCUUACUUAUCUGCGUACGGCGCAGCUGCAACACAGCCGCCUCCUUCGACGCCGCAGCAGCCAAUCGACGAUACUCCAACAACUCCGAGACCAGCCCCACCCACGCCUUUACCUUUGCUUGUGCCACCACCGCCACUUAAUUAUUCGAUUCAACCUUGUAGUAAAGCAUAGGCUUUGGAUUUUGUGAAAACGACUUUUAUUACAAUUGCUGCCAUCGGUUAAGUGCAGUACUGUUAAUGAGUAUGGCAUUUAAUGUACCCUAGGUUCUUAACAUUGUUUUUUUUUUAUUAUAUCAAAGUGUAUAAUAUUUCACUUUUUAUGCGAAAUUGCAUGGAGUUUCGAGAAAAAACUAUGAAAAAAUUUAGUAUCGCGUAAAUUGAAAGAUGAUAGUUUUGCAUCGAGACUGUUAUAACAAAUAUGUCAAUUUUACAUAUUAUUUCAAUUGUAUUUCAAUGUUUUUAUUGACAUUGAAAAAUGUCGAGAAACUCAUUUAGUAGGUAACAUUUAAAAUAUAUUGUAUUAAACGAAAGAAUGGUUUUAUGCGUUACGAUUUUUCGUGUUCAAAUGGACGAUUAGAUUUACGGCGUUAAAAAAAAAAAUCAUUCAAAUACGAUUUUUUGAUCAUCAAAAGUAAUUAAGAGUGAUCCAAUGUACAUAAGCACCUUUGCAUAAAAUUAUUUCAUUUAGUUGCAAGUGUUGAAGUAAUGUUUAAGAUAAAGCUUGCAUGAAAAAAACUAGAGUUAAUAGUUUUCUGAUAAAUUUUCAUUGAGUUUCUGUAAUCCAUUAUUUUAAUUUAGGAUCUGUAAUAAUUAUUACUAUGAUUGCUGUAGUAAUUUUGUCAUCUAACUACCAUGUUGAUAAUAUUUUUAAAUUAAUUAAAAAAUGUAACAAUGACUU